AUGCGCUGCGGGCUCGAUUGCGUCUCCCUGGGCCAGUUCUCGGGCCGGGAAUUGGGGCGGCCGCGGCCGGGCCGGCUCCGGGCGCAGCGGGGCGGCGGCGGGCGCGCGGGGGCGGCCUCCAGGCCCACCGUCCCCGAGGCGGCGCUGCGCCGGGGUGCGCCGGCAGGGCCCCUGGCGCUCCCACGGGCCCCGCAGCCGACAACCCCAGCGAGGGCCAGCGCGGCGCUCCCUGGGACCCGCUGCCCGAGCGCUCCUGGAGGCGCCGACCCCGGCCUUCUCCCUUCCUUUCUUUCGCCCGCGGGCUUGGGCUCCGGGCGGGCGCCUCCUUGGCUGCGGAUGGGCCGCUACCCGCCUCCAAGCUCUAAGGCCGCUUCCCGCGCCUUCGCGCGCAGAAGCGCUCGGAUCUGCGGGCGUUGGACCCGGAGCGGGACCGUGAACCGGCUGCUGCCUGGUUCCAGGGCAGACCGGGGGUCGGCCUCAGGGACGGGGGCGCUGCGUGCGCUUGACGUCUGCGACCGCAGAGCCAGAGCCGCGGCCCCUCCAGGCCGUGAAGCGCUUCUUGCGAGCGAGGAAACGGUUGCUCCAUCCACUCCCCACACAUCUCAGCACCCCAGCGAGCAGUGA
This is a messenger RNA of Choloepus didactylus (southern two-toed sloth), 624 nucleotides long. Its product is annotated as translation initiation factor IF-2-like. The transcript has 3 exons. NCBI's taxonomy places the organism in Eukaryota, Metazoa, Chordata, Mammalia, Pilosa, Megalonychidae. The record is from RefSeq and is a predicted model, not a curated record. The coding region runs from base 1 to 624 and encodes 207 amino acids.